Molecule: messenger RNA, 987 nt
Organism: Mycena indigotica
Lineage: Eukaryota; Fungi; Basidiomycota; Agaricomycetes; Agaricales; Mycenaceae
Product: Fe2OG dioxygenase domain-containing protein
Exons: 4
Coding region: 1-987 (328 amino acids)
Source: RefSeq, a predicted model, not a curated record
AUGGCGGAAGCGCACCUCUCGGCGCUGCGCGACGCGAUGAAGCAGUCUACGCCAUGGACAUGCGGUGUGCUUGAUGUCCGGCGUGAGGACUUGAUGCUGUUCUACAAGCACGCUGGCGAUGAACGGUGGGCUUUACUCGCGAUGCUCAACUUUGGAGAGGCAACGGAGGCACAGCUGCAGGACCUCGCUGCUGCGUGUCGGCUUGUGACAUUUGGGCGGGGGACGGAAGACGUGCUUGACGAGGGCUACCGCAAGGCAGGGAAACUCGACUGCAGCGACUUUGCGGCCUCACUCGAUAUCGGGACGCUUAAUAUCCUUGAUGAAAUCACGCCGGAUUUGCUCGAGGGACGUGGGGACGCAGUUAUCACGGCGGAGCUGUAUAAGCUGAACGUGUAUGAGCACCGAGGCGGACAACUUAACUUAUCACACGGCAAAAACUCGUUUACCUUUGACUCUGUGGUGCGAGUGGCCGGUGGAAGCGGGUCAAUCGCAUACGUCGCCUUCUUCAGCGACGUCACUCAUGCUGUUGAGCCCGUUGUCUCCGGCCAUCACGUCACACUCACCUACAAUCUGCUCAUCUCGCCAAAAUCGUCCUCGCUGCAUCUGAACACAAGACAGCCGCUGUUUGAGGUUGAGGUCGCCUGCCAGAGUGCAUUGGCUGCGCUGCUUGCCGACCCCGCUUUCCUGCCCGAUGGCGGUCUUCUCAGCUUUGGGCUCGAGCACGAGUACCCUGUCCCGCGCACGAUUUCCGACCCAACCACCCUCGGCAAUGUGCUCUAUAUGCUCAAGGGGGCGGAUGCAGCUGGUGAGGGCGUGCGCAUGGCGCUCGACAGCGUGCUCGAUUUGCGGAGGGUCUGGUUGGCGGAGGACAGCGAGGUCGAUGACGAGCUGAGACGUGCGGGGCAGCCGAUUGUGCGCACAACCGCGGCGGGGCGCCAGGCGUGGACUAAGCUGUACGAUGACGAGCAGCUGGUGUCGGUGUGUUAG